Paramecium tetraurelia is the source of this 1512-nucleotide messenger RNA. RefSeq lists its product as uncharacterized. Lineage: Eukaryota; Ciliophora; Oligohymenophorea; Peniculida; Parameciidae. The transcript has a single exon. The record is from RefSeq and is a predicted model, not a curated record.
AUGGAAAUUAAAUUACCUUAGAAAUUAGUAUAAUUUGAUUAGAAUAAUGAUCAAGAUAUCUUUAAUUAACUAGAAGAAAAAAUCUCAUUUGAUGAUAUUAAUUUGCCAUUUCCUCAUUAAUGCUUCAAUGAUUAUAAUUAUUUACACAAUUUAUUAGAAAUAGAUGAUCCCUAACUCUAGUAUUUAGUUUUAGCAUCUGGGUGUGUGAUUGAGCAUUAAUACUUUGAAAUACGGGAAGGAUUUACUUAGAUUCAAUAAUAAGAGAUAAAAUUUGGUUAUUACCUAAGAUAGACCGAAGAAGAGUUGCUUGUUAUGGUGUUUCGCUCCUUUUAUCAUAAGGCAUUUCUAGCUCAUUAAUGCAAAUUUGAUGGCUUUAGCAAUUAGUGCAUAAAAGGAAAUAAUGAUCAUAUAUUAUAACUUGGUAGCAGUUGCAGUACCUUUUAUAGCGAUAUUUUCUGUGGAGAAUAGAAAUUUGACUUUUAUGAAACUUUGUAAAUUUUUAUGAAAGAGUAUCACAUUAUUGCUAUUUUUAUUGCAUUUAAGUAUUACGAUCAGUUGAUCAAACUUAAAUAAGAUUAAAUUUAUAGAGUUUAAAUCAUAGUCUCAUCAAUAGUAUUCCUGCUUAUCUCUAAUUGGCAAUUUCUAGCAUUAGUUUCAAUAAUGAGAGCUUCUUAAUAAAUCAACAUGAAAACUAAAUUAUUUUAAUUAGAAAAGUUAAUACUGUAUUUAACUUUGUUUCAAAUAUAUACUAAUAGUUUUAUUUAAUUGGGGUCGUUUAAUGUUGAAAGAUCCAUAGCCGAAACAAUUAUUUACAUUUAUGUAAUUCUAUUCUUGCUCUAAAUCCUAAGUAUCUUUGUUUUCAAAAGAAUUUCAUUAGUCAUAAUCAUUUAUUUGGUGCAAUAUUAUUUUGAAUACAUCAAAGCAAUGAUAAAAUUGAACACUUUAGUGGAUAAUAGUUUUAAAUUAGGAAUGGUAUUCUUGAACAUUUUGAUAGGAAAUUUGCAGGAAUUAGACAUAUUAACUUUUAUUCAAUUUAAGGAUUCAAUAUUGCAUGUUCUAUUAGGUUAUAAAGUGUAUUAUUUUAUUUAUGUCUAUGCUGCAAUUGUUAUUUUAAUGUUAUUAAAUAAUGGACAUCAAUAACUAAAAUUACAGAAUAAAUCAUAACAAUAUAAAAGAAUCAGUUAUCUAUUUUAAUGUUUUGCUUAAAUUUAACUAUCAUUCCUUUAUUUGCCUUUAGCAAUAAUUUUGGCCUUACUGAAUAAAAUUAAAAACUAUCAGUACACAAUCAUUUGCUUGGAAAACUUUUACCUCUUUUGGAUUUGUUUUUUUUAUUUUCCAACAGAUUUUCCUUUUUUCUCCUUAAUCACAGGGCUUAUCUCACUUUUACUGGAUUCAAAUGAAUUAUUUUAUUAUCUCUAUGUAGAAAUAAAGAAUAUAGGAAAAGAAAUAAAAUUUGAAGAUCUAAAAAUGGCUAUUAUCAUAUCAGAUUUUACAUAAUUGCUUAAAGUGUGA